AACUAUCCUCUAGGCUCUACCAAUUUUGUGAACAUUAAAUCGAGAUCGAGCUGAGUUUUGCAUCAAGUUUACAGUUUAAUCAUGGCAGUACACUUAGUGUGCCUUACUAACGAGGGAGGUGUUCCUCUAUUUACACGAACGAAGGGAGAUGUAAAAUCUCUUGCUUUCGCCGAGCAGGGCAUGCUGUACGGUGUUCAGAUGUUUGCCCAAAAUCACGGGGUCAAGCUAGAGAGUACGACCACUGAAGAGGCUAAGGUCAUCUGGCAGGUGUUUCAUGAUAGUGUGACCUUGGUGUUGGUGACAAGCAAUGAUGGGAGUUGCGAUAUACAUUACAAGACGCUCAUCAACCACAUAUUUCAUGCAAUGGUAAUGUUCAUAGGCCUGGAGACCCUAGUGAGCAUUAGGACUGUAGAAAAACUUCGCAGGGAAAUCAAGGUCUGUUACCCGGUUAUUGAUACGCUUCUCCAAGAUACUGACCUGUAUGGUGCUCUCUCAUCAUCAGUAGAUGUCCUUGUCUCAGCAGAAAACACAACUUUACAGGAACCUCUUGAGGCAUUUGUCACCAGCGCAGAAAGUACGUUUGGUUGUCUCCAUGCUGACGGCAAGCUAGUGGUCGCUACGUCCAAUUGGUGGGCACUCAGCGGUCAAGAGAUGAUGCUGGUGGCCAAAUUCAUCCAGUCCCUACCCAUCGGAACGUCCAGCGAUGUGCCCAUCUAUCUGCCACAUGCAAGUCCAAAGGACCCCCACAGAUUAUUGAGCAUCCAUCUUCAACCCGGUGUGGUUGUGAGCGUCCUGUGCUAUGCUAACCCUACCCUAGCCGAGGCAGAGGAACAACUCAUCGAGCCGGCCUGGAGGUUGCAUCACGAGGCGCUCCGAGCAAUCCAAAGGGCGCCCUCGUCCAACAUCCCAAGGACAAUCCCAUUGGAUGCAGGCAUAUUGGGGUAUGUUUUAUUGAACACCGACCAGCACAAGUGUCUGUCGUCAGUCCGCCUUCCUCUGAUUGCAGGGGGCGCGGCCGAGCUGAAGCCCCUCCCACCCUACGCCCGGAGAGAGAUUCUCACGGCUUUCUACCGCACCGUGGUGGGAGGACUCUUCCCCCCUUCCCUCAGCCCAGAGAGACAAGAUUCAUCGGGGGAAGCCUACAAGUGCCUGCCACACAGCGCAGAAGAGACUUACAUGUGUGGUGACGACUUUAAGACCUAUGCCCUCAACUCUGGAGGCUUUCAGUUUUUUGUUCUCUUCUCAUCGGCAGUCCCACAGUAUGCGAUGAGAUCUGUGACCAAAAAUCUUCUAGGAACGCUGUCCAAAGAGAAGAUCUUUGUCGAUCGAAGGACAAAGUCAUCUUGAUAACUGGAUUGAGAUGGUCUGGAAUGGACAGACUACAAGAAGAAGUCAUUGACCGUGGCUCGUGGUAGCAUGACAAGGUCAUCUUGCCAUCUUGGAUGUAGGAUAGUCUCUACAUGUAUGAAAGAGACUGCAUUCAUCGCCUGCUCCUCAUGAUGCCAAACUUAGCAUCCAUCGAACAAGAAGAAGAAGCGCUGCAAUGAUUGCUCGACAAAGACAUCUCAAUAGCUUGGAUCUACGAUGGGAUCUGUUGGAGUAGCUGCAAUAAGAGAUCCUUGCUUGUGGCUUAUGAUGCAUGAUAAUAUCAGUAUCACAAAAAAGGAGCGCUACAUCAGUGAUUGCAUGAGAAACUUAUUUGAUACCUCGGAUGUAGUUUGGAGCUUGUUCCCACUUUCUGUAGCCAUUUCCGUAGCCAUCGCAUAUAGCUAUCGAUGCUCAUAAAACCAUCAAUAUCACAAUGAGCACUGCAAUGAUGGCAGAACUAAAGUCCUCUUGAUAUCUUGGAUGUAGGAAGGUCUUGAUCUGAGAAGUGCAAUAUAAGGUCGUCAACUAUAGCUUCUGGUGUCAAUGGUGCUACCUGUCUCACCAAGAAGGAGCCAUUUAAUUAUGAUUGGACAAAGACACUUUUAAUCUUGAAUGUAGGAGGGUCUUGAAUGAGACACUGUACUACAAGGCCAUUACCUAUAGCUCCUGGUGUCAAUGGUGCUACCUGUCUUACCAAGAAGGAGCCAUUUAAUGAUGACAUGACAAAGACCCCUACAAAUCUUGGGUGUAGGAUGGUCUGAAUUAGCUAGACUGCAAGAAGUGGCCCUCACUUACAGCUCAAGUUGCCAUAGAUACCAUCUCUUUCACAAGAAUUUAUGCCACAGUCAUCGUAUAGCAAAGUCACCUUGGUAUCUGGGAUAUAUAGAUGAUUUAGAAUGCUUCCAUUUAAGUUACGUAGUCAUUCCCUAAAGCUCAACACCUUGGCAUUGAAACCCUCUAGGUGUUUGGGUUUACAGGGUUCUGGGAGGAGGGGGCAGAGUGUCGGUAACACUGAUGACGCCCAAUAAAAAAUUUGGCAGCUGUGGUGAAACUGAGAAUUGUUUCUGCUCCUUCAGACGGGGCUGUGACAAACACUGGUGUGAAGACAGAAUUCAACUUGUAUCGAAUGGUACCAUGAAAUGUCCUGGUGAUCAGAAGCGUCCUUUUGCUACCAUAUGCUUAUGCUGAGACUGUUUGUAGAGGAAGCUUUGGGCUUGGAGCCAGGUGGCAAUAGGUGGAGAAGCCACUGUCUAUCAAAGCUGUGAGAGGUGUGCUCUUUAUCUUGACAGUGAUCGUUGGUUUCACCUUAGAUGAUUGAGGCGUAUUGAGUUUUGUGCCUAAACAAUGCUGGGGGGGGGGGGCACAUCUAGGUUUAUAGCAUUGAUAGCCCACUGUUGUACUGGUCUUUCCUGCGUUGUAGUACUUCAACACCGUUUGGUGAAGUGGUUUCGUUUUCAGCAUGAGUGACAUGUAACCCCUGGAUCAGGCCAGAUUUUUUCGGGUGGAUGCCGAAGAGUUCCUCCUCAGUUGCGACAUUUAAGCUUUCGCUGUUGUUGUGGACACUCAUCUAUCAAUUGCGUACAUUACGAAGUGAUGCGGCUGAAAAAAAGCAUGGUCUUUUCAUUGAUGCUGUUUGUGUGUCGGCAACUUCAAUGCUCUCGCUGUUUUUAAUAGUUGCAUUAAUGUGAGUUUGGAUAUAAAGCACUGAGAACUGUUAUUACCUAUAGCUUUAUCCAAGCUUCCUGAUAAGGUGCUCAUAAGAAUUCUAGGAAUUUCUUCCUUCUGGGCACCCAUUUAAAGUUUUCUUCUGUACACAAAAACUGCAAGUGGUUGUUCAUGUGUUUGGUAAUUGAAGUUGUAUGUAUUUUACGUAAUUGUUUGUUCUUGAACAUGUGCAAUGAUAAUCCGAUGUCCUUUGAAAAUGAUAAUUGAUUUGUCAAUUACUUUGAAUUUAAUAAUCUCUAUAUAAUGGAAUGCAAUAUAAUGUCCUUUGGGAUUACUAAGUAUUCAAGCAGGUUGACAUGUCUCCAUCAUAUCAGCAAAAGCAUCUGGUACAAAAAUACAAAAUAGCAAGAAAUAAAGUUAUAAACACAGAAUAA
Strongylocentrotus purpuratus (purple sea urchin) is the source of this 3467-nucleotide messenger RNA. It is a transcript of the gene fuz, whose product is annotated as protein fuzzy homolog. The record is from RefSeq and is a predicted model, not a curated record. Gene Ontology annotation, biological process: vesicle-mediated transport; non-motile cilium assembly. Bases 82 to 1347 code for a protein of 421 amino acids. The transcript is spliced from 10 exons. Lineage: Eukaryota; Metazoa; Echinodermata; Echinoidea; Camarodonta; Strongylocentrotidae.